AUGCCAAAACGGCCGCAGAAUUGCAGUUGUAUGUCCUUGCAGGCUUUUUGCAACAGCUACUUUCUUGAUCUCUUGAGUGCUUGUCAAAAAAUUGUAGGUCAUUUCCACUGCUUGGUUGAUUGCACCUGCCAGUUGCGGGAUCUAUCCAUCAGUCGUGGCACCUUUGAUUGGGGAGUUACAUGCCCAGAGGACAAAGUCGACGGCAAACAACAUGUGAUGUAUGUUUGGUUCGACGCCCUCAUCAACUACUUGAGCGGUGUUGACGGCAUCUACCCUGAGAAACCUCUCAGUCGGUUCUGGCCUGCCAACAUGCAUGUAGUGGGCAAGGACAUUCAUUGGUUUCACUCCGUGAUUUGGCCGGCUAUGCUGAUGAGUGCAGACAUCCCUCUGCCAAAGAGUGUUGUCGUGCACGGGUUCAUCGCUGGAGCAGAUGGACGAAAAAUGUCCAAGAGCUUGGGCAAUGUGGUCGACCCACACGACAUGCUAGAUAAGGCCCCAUGCGAUACUUUGCGGUGGUACAUGUGUCGUGAGGCGCCUUAUGGUGAUGAUAUCAGAUUCAACGAGGACUCUCUUCGCUUGAUGCACAACGCGGAGCUUUGUGACAACCUGGGAAAUUUGGUGAAUCGCGCUGUCUCCCUUUGUGGCGGCAAAGUACCGAGGUGUGCCAAGGAAGAUUUGGUUCCUCUUCCAUUUGACCUGAAAGAGCUGAAGUCCGGUGUGAACGAUGCAUUUGAGAAGUAUCGCCUGUCAGAUGCAGCUGACCUCACUGUGCGAGCUGCUGGAGCCACAAACAAGUGGAUUGCCAACCUGGAGCCGUGGAAGAUGAAGGAAGAAGAGAAGCAAGAGCUUCGUGCUGCUUCCCUACGGAAACUCCUGGAGGCUGUCUAUGUUUUGGCGCAUUUUUUUGCGCCGUUCAUCCCUAUAGCAGCAGAGGCGAUCUUUGCCAAAGUGGGUGAAGCGCCGAGGCCAAUCCCAGAAUUGAGGGAUGACUUCCAGAACUUGACAGAGGGAAAGGAGGUUCAAGCCUCAUCUUUGCUAUUCAGCCAGUUGGAGGUGCAGAAGGCCGCUGCCAGCUGA
This is a messenger RNA of Durusdinium trenchii, 1077 nucleotides long. The record is from the annotation of a GenBank genome assembly. Lineage: Eukaryota; Dinophyceae; Suessiales; Symbiodiniaceae.